AUGGUCUUCCUCUCCUGCACCGACGCGUCAGCACCCGUCUUCAUGUCACGCCCCUCGCGAAGCCUCCUCGGCAAAGUGGCCAUCGUCACGGGCGCCGGCAGCGACGACGACGGCGUCGGCAACGGACGAGCCAUCUCGAUGCUUCUGGCCGAGGACGGCGCCUCCGUCGUCUGCGUCGACGUCAACGUCGCCCUCGCCGAACGCACCGUCGCCAUGAUCGGCCAGGAGCGCCGAAACGGAGACCAAGCGGCACCGACGACGGCCUUGGCGGUCAGGGCCGACGUCAGCUGCGAGGAGGACUGUGCCGCCGUCGUCGAGGCGGCGCUCGGCACGUUCGGCAGGGUCGACAUUCUCAUCAACAACGUCGGCAUCCUCGGUGGCCGCGGCACGGCAACCGACGUCGACGUGCAGGAGUGGACGCGGGGCCUCGAGGUCAACGUGACGAGCAUGAUGCUCAUGGCCAAGCAUGCCAUCCCCGCCAUGGCCGCCAACGAACCGACGGCGGCCGACGGCGGCAUCCGGGGCAGCAUCGUCAACCUCGGCUCCGUCGCGGGGCUCCGGGGCGGCACGCCGAGCUUGCUGUAUCCGACGAGCAAGGGGGCCGUCGUGAACAUGACGCGGGCCAUGGCGGCGCACCACGGGCCGCAGGGCAUCCGCGUGAACUGUGUGUGCCCGGGUACGGAGACGCCCGCUUCCCGCCGCCGCCUUCCCCCCUCCGCCUGGACCCAUCGAAUGCUCUACACGCCCAUGGUCUACAACCAAGGCGACGGCAUGACGGCCGAGAUGCGCGAGUCACGACGGCAGCGGAGCCUGCUCCGGACGGAGGGCAACGCCUGGGACUGCGCCGCCGCCGUGCGCUUCCUGGCCUGCGGCGAGGCGAGGUGGAUCACCGGUACGGUGCUGACCGUCGACGCAGGAGCGACCUGUUCGACGGGGGUGCCCAUGAACCUCUGA
Drechmeria coniospora is the source of this 954-nucleotide messenger RNA. RefSeq names its product short-chain type dehydrogenase. NCBI's taxonomy places the organism in Eukaryota, Fungi, Ascomycota, Sordariomycetes, Hypocreales, Ophiocordycipitaceae. The transcript has 2 exons. The record is from RefSeq and is a predicted model, not a curated record. Gene Ontology annotation, molecular function: oxidoreductase activity. The coding region runs from base 1 to 954 and encodes 317 amino acids.